Messenger RNA from Mangifera indica (mango), 969 nucleotides. RefSeq names its product increased DNA methylation 3-like. The transcript is spliced from 3 exons. NCBI's taxonomy places the organism in Eukaryota, Viridiplantae, Streptophyta, Magnoliopsida, Sapindales, Anacardiaceae. The coding region runs from base 220 to 660 and encodes 146 amino acids. Gene Ontology annotation, cellular component: nucleus. The record is from RefSeq and is a predicted model, not a curated record.
AUGUUUUAGUCCGUACUUCAAAUUCAAAUUCAAAUUCAGAUUCUAAGCAGACCAAUCCAGAAUCUGAGAAAACGCUGCCGCCAUAGACAGCGGAGUAGAUCCAAAUUAACGGCCAUUAGCAACCGGAAUCCUGCUGCUGGUAAUAAUUCUUUCAAAGUUACGAUUUGCAUAGUUUUCCGCUUCUCAAUCUUACUAGGUGGGGAAGCAACAUUUAUAAGCAUGGAGAGGGGAAAUAAAGUUGACCAUCAACAAUUGAAGCCGUCAGUUGUUUUAACUGGAACUGCAAAAGAAGGUAGUGUUGGCCCACCUGUUGGUCUUGUAGACAUCGGAGUGAGUGAAGGUGCCUACCUUUUCCGAGUUGCACUGACAGGAAUCCAAAGGGAUCAAUGUAAGGUGAAAUGUGAGAUCAACCGUGAUGGGAAAGUUCAGAUCCAAGGAGUUAUAUCAAAUGGAGCAAUGCUGAAAGAUUCAAGUGCAUACCAUAUGAGAGUCCAGCAACUGUGCCCAGUUGGACCUUUCACUAUUUCCUUUAAUCUGCCAGGACCUGUUGACCCCCGAUUGUUCUCUCCCUAUUUUCGCCCUGACGGUAUCUUGGAGGUGAUGGUUAUGAAAUACAAAAUGCAUACAACUCCUGGACAUGGUCAGCAUCCUCAUUUCUGAGGAGUUCUAACGAGUUAUCCCAUACCAAAUAUCGCAAGGUAUGUCUUAGGAAACAGAAUGCAUGUCAAGGCACCUAGAUGCUUACUUUUGUUAGCAAAUCUGAGAAAAUAUUGAGUCUCUGUACAAUAUAAUAUUGGAUAUAAUAUAAAUGGUUGGUUUAAGGAGAUUAUACAGUCUGUAAUGUUGGCUGUACAAUUAGGAGCUAACAAAUGCAUUUCUUGCUGUUGAAUGAAAUUAAUAAAUUAAUAUUUCCUUUGUCGGAUCGGGCAAAUACAUAAAAGGAAAACUUGAAUAUUGUCUUUUCUUGAA